Drepanopeziza brunnea f. sp. 'multigermtubi' MB_m1 is the source of this 1170-nucleotide messenger RNA. RefSeq lists its product as uncharacterized. NCBI's taxonomy places the organism in Eukaryota, Fungi, Ascomycota, Leotiomycetes, Helotiales, Drepanopezizaceae. The record is from RefSeq and is a predicted model, not a curated record. Gene Ontology annotation, molecular function: ubiquitin protein ligase activity. Gene Ontology annotation, biological process: reciprocal meiotic recombination. Gene Ontology annotation, cellular component: synaptonemal complex.
AUGGAAUUCGGCUUGCGAUGCAACGUGUUGAAGUGUCGCAAAGAGGUCGGCGACCAUGCUAUGGUUACAACAUGCAGCCAUGUCUUCUGCAUUGACUGCGCCAAUCGCAGUGGGCUUGCCAGUGUACGAGAUGGCCAACGUCCUAUCUGUCCAGCCUGUGACGUUCAACUCUCGAACCCUGACGAUGCCGUUGUUGCGAACCUCAACCCCACGGAAGACUACAAGACCAGUGUCCUUAGUGGACUGAGUCCAAACGUGAUCAUGGAAUGUGCUGGUAGAGCUCUAAACUUCUGGGCAUACCAAACCACACAAGAGAUUGUGUAUCAAGAAUACCUGGCCAAGAACUUAACAGACAAGUACACCACUCUCAACACUCAGGUUGACAAGAUCGUGCACGAUGCAAACGGCGAGAUUUCAAACUUGCGAAACAGGAUAUCGAGCUUACAGGUUGUUCAAGACACCCUACGACGAAAGAACGAAGAGGUAAUGCAAGCUUUGCGCGAGAAGAAUCGGAAACAUCUGCAAACACAAGAGCUCUACGACAAGCUGAAGCGUAGAGCUAUGCUUGGCCACGUUCAAGAUGCCGCCCACGAUGCAGUUGAUCAUACCAUUCUAGCGUCAGCUGCUGCCAACCAUUUCGUUGACAAAGCGGACAACCAUAAUACUCGCCCGCCCCCACCCCCACCACUAUUCUCAGGCCAGCAGAGUAACGGUAUGCAAAGAUCUGGUUCUGUUGGGGGGCCCGGCGCGAUGAAUGCGGUACCCCACCACACUCGGGCUGGAAGAGAUACUGGAUGGGCUGGCUUCAGUAGCCAAGGAAACAGUACACAGAACCGACCAAUGCAAACGCCUUCAUCCCACCGGCAGCAAAUGGCAUCUUUUCCUAUAGGACGACCAAACAAUGGUGUGUCCGGAAACUCACAGCCACGGCUCUCCCCUCGACAACCACUAGGUAACUUGAACGGCAACACAUCCGGCUUCACUGGCUAUGGAAUGAGCGCUGGUCUCAAAGUCAGUAAUCCAACGGGAGGUCUAGCAGGCGUGAUGGGCCGGCCUGUGAUAGGGUCUAGAGUUGCACAUAGAACCGGCUCCGCAUUUUCUAACCACCAGAACUCCGCGUACGGACCGUCUUCUACAAACAUGUUCUCCAAUGGGGGCAAUUUGUAUUGA